UGAUCAAUGAGACCUCCGCAAUUGAUAUACUCUCUUUUACCUAUAAAUAACUAACGAGUUAAAAUAAAAUGCACAUUGAACAAAUUCCUAACGAAAUCCUUAUGAAUGUUUGCUCCAAUCUUAAUAAUAAAGAAAAGUAUCAUUUCGCGAAAACAUCAAAAACCUUAUUUGAAAAGGUUAAGCAUUUUCUGUAAGAUAUUGUAUUCAAUGUUAAUUCAGAAAACUCACUUGGUGGCUUUUUCAGAUACACAGUUCAACGUGCAAAGAUCGAUGUAGACUUUGAUAACUUCAAUUAUGCUGAUGUAUGCAAUCAAUUAGAUAACUUGUUUUACCUUAAGGAAGUGAAAUUGAGUCUAAAGCACAACUUAAACAAGAAAACGGCGAUGACACUAAUUAAAGUUAUUCCUAUGAAAGGCAAUUAUAUGACAAUUACUGUUGAUGAUAUCAGCGCAUCAAAACUUUUGACUAAUGCGAAGGAUGCACUUUCUCGUUGGGAUCUGUCUAUAAAAUGCAGUUUAAAAGUUAUUUCGUUCGGUGAACGUAGAACACCAUCCCCCAUACGCAAUAUAAUUGACAAUGCAAAGAAGUUAAAAGCUUUAAUCACUGAAUCUGACGAUUUGGAGGAAAAUAAGAUAAAUGAUUUUCCGCAAGCAUUAAAAGACAUAGUCGACAAAUAUAAUUACCAGCCAGUACAAAAGACUCAAAGGAUCGACAUACCGCAUAUUAAGAACAAAGAAGAUGUUGAUCUAUUGCUAAAUAGUUUGAUUGCACCGACACUUUUGGAGGCUGUUUUGAUAUUCAAAAAGAAUUGGGUCUUUGUGACCCAGUUUGAGACGUAUUAUAGGAACAAUAAAAGUAUCGACUCCUCAGCAAUUGACACACUAUACCAAUCGUAUCAUGAGCAGCCCAAGGCUCUGAUCAGGCAGAAGGAAGAAAGAGGUCGACAAUGGAUAGAAGUGUUAUGAUUGUAGUCGUAUUUACAACUAAGCUAAUAGAAAU
Molecule: messenger RNA, 999 nt
Organism: Cokeromyces recurvatus
Lineage: Eukaryota; Fungi; Mucoromycota; Mucoromycetes; Mucorales; Mucoraceae
Exons: 1
Coding region: 384-965 (193 amino acids)
Source: RefSeq, a predicted model, not a curated record